CAGCAGCUGCUGGGCAAACACAACCCCUGUUUUACAUUUCUUUAGAACAACCGGACAAAAUCCUGCAGCCAUGAUUGAGGAUCUUUCUCAGAAGACGGAUGUCCAAGACCACUCUGAAAGCAGCUGGUACCAGUACUUCUGCAGCCAGGCGGAGUUUGAGCCGAGAGCGAGUCACGAUCCUUUCAGCUGUGAGCUGCAGGAUGAAAAUCAACAAGGCAACAUCUGGGCUGAUACCGAAUCUGGACAAGUGCAAAGAUGUACAGAUCGAUCCUUCGCCAAGGAUGCUAGAUUAAGACUUGAAGUUUUGAAGUCAGGCUGCGAUCUGUCAUCCUGCUGCGUCACGGACAGCACGCUGAACAGCUCCAACUCUGAAGAGGACUUCUCUGAUUGUGAAGAGACUACAGAGUCAGCUUUGGACUUGGUGGAGAUCCUUAAUAUAGAGGAUGAUGAGCAGGAUGAACAGAGCUGGUUGUAUGAACCUCAGAAGAAGCAGCCACUUGUUGAGAAGGGCUCUGCACUCAGGUGGUGUCGACAGGUGCUCGAUAACCGCAGCCCUGAGAUGGAGAUUGCAUGUCGUCUGCUUAUGAACAAGCUGGACCAAAGAUCGAGGCAUCAGGUCUUUGGGUGUUCCUCAGCUUUCCAUCAUGGUGUGAAUGGAUCUUCUGUGGACAAAAGCUCUGUCAUGUCAUCAUUCAGUGACUCCAACAGUUUAGAUUGCAGUGAAGAGAAUUUUCCCCUUGAUUCUAGUCCUGCAAGCUACAAACUGCAGGACAUCACAGAUGUUCACAUUAUGGCUCGAAUACAAGAAGCAAGUUUAAGACACGACUAUGUUUCCAUGCCAUCUGCAUACAGUAGAAACCAGCAAAAGCCCACUUCCUGCUUCAACACUGCAACAGAAAACACUGAUGAACCUGUCCAUGAAAAUAAAGUCAGAGCUUGCUUUCCGUCUUCUCUGCCAUCUGUGGGCUCCUCUCGCUGUCUGUCACCAGCACCAGCAACCAAGCAGAUGUGUCAGAGUCCCAAACUGAGCCGGCUUCAUGAACAAGUCACCCAGUUCAAGCUGCUUAAACGUGCUCAAAAUCAAGCAGCAUCCACUGGCUUAGCGAGGUCACCCCUGCGAACAAGCCUCCGCUCCCUUCAGGCUGUGAGGAACAGCAGAAGUCUGGAGACGGACGACUAUCAAACCGCUGGUCAAAGGUCCAACGCCCAGCCAGAUGUGUCAUCCACCAGAACAGCCUGUGGUUUUCGAUCCCUAUCUCCAGCAUCUGCAAACUUUCACAACCUAAAGCAGUCCUCCAGGGCUGGGUCAGUUCGAGUGGCAGCAGUGAAGGGGCUGCAGAGGUCUCAGUCUCUGAGCCCCUGCAGGAUUCCUCAUCCUGCAAAGGGGUACUUGCCCGUUCAUGGACGAGUCUUUGCAUCUCCAGAGAGACCAACCACUGCAGCAUGGAGCACACGUGCUCCACCUGUUCAGCGAGGAAAGACAUGAUGAUAGACUGUCAAAUCAUUUUAGUGUGCUUUAACUUGCAAAAGAACAUACACUGCAUUAAACUUGUCAUAUUAACUUAAGUACCUCAUCAAUUAAAUUAGUCUGAUGGUGGGUGGACUCUGUGUUGUCUUGUCUAGCCGCCAGAGAACCAACGAAAAUAUGUGAAAUUUACCUUUUUUCUGAUUUCCUGUUUUUUUUUUUAGGUCAAAACAAUAAAUUGCCGUUUCUAAACUUGGAAAAAAUGUUUCUUUUGAUUGUACAGCUUGUUCACGAAAGUGGACAACAGAACGAUCUUAAUACAAAAAAAUAAGA
This is a messenger RNA of Oryzias latipes (Japanese medaka), 1798 nucleotides long. Its product is annotated as SLAIN motif-containing protein-like. Gene Ontology annotation, biological process: cytoplasmic microtubule organization; positive regulation of microtubule polymerization; microtubule nucleation. Gene Ontology annotation, cellular component: microtubule plus-end. The record is from RefSeq and is a predicted model, not a curated record. NCBI's taxonomy places the organism in Eukaryota, Metazoa, Chordata, Actinopteri, Beloniformes, Adrianichthyidae.